AAAACAACCAUAUUUACAUGAAACAGAACAUGUUCUAAGACAUGAAUACAUGAAUACAUGAAAUCAGAAUGAAAGAACAGACACCAUUACUCCAAAAACAAACUGCCUUUAAAACCCCAUUUCAACACAUAUUCUUCUACCAACAUUCAUUGAACCCUAAUAAUCACUCAAAACAAUCAAACAUAAAAAUGCAGAUUAUCAUAGUCACAAACUCCAACCAUUUCCCCCUUGAAAUAACCCAGCAAGAACCCGUCCUAGAAAUCAAACAAAAAAUCGCGGUAAACCUAGGCAUCCCUACACCCUUACAAACACUUUCCAUCUUAGGAUUUGAACUCAUCGAUGGCCUCGACAUGGAUGACUACCCCAUCAUCCAUGACGGUACUAACAUUGAUCUCACUCUCAACAACAACUUCAACCCAGAACACGACUUAUUAUUACCUUGUAGGAUCCCUAUCACAAUAAAAUUCUCUUCUAAACAGAUCAACAUAGAAGUAGACAACAUAUCAGAAACAGUCAGAAGUUUAAAGGAGAAAAUCCACAUAAUUGAUGCUACUCCUAUAAAAAGGAUGUUACUCUACACUUCAGGUGUUGAAAUGGAGGAAGAAUAUCGAUAUCUGAGUGAGUAUGGGGUCACUGAAUACUCUGAGAUUACUGUUUUUCUCAAGAGUAUGAACCGGAUUAAGGCUGAACCUCCCUGUAGGAAGGUUAGUAUGGUGGUUCAGACAUCGAAAACUUUGCUUAAUGCGGCGACUAUACCCUUGGAGAUGAAGGAUACAAGUACUGUUAAUGAGGUCAGACAAUUGCUGUUAAGUAGGAAGAUUCUGCCUAUGGAUGAUUAUAUUUUUAUCCAUAAACAGAGGAUUAUGCGCGAUAAUUGUACUCUUCGUUGGCAUGGGGUUGACAAUGGGGAUUAUCUCUAUGUUUUUAAGGGUACAAUUAGUAAAGAAUAAACAUGGAUAUUAACUGCAUUACCAGUAUUAUGCUACUGAUAUGUAAGGAUAAGAAAAUCUUCUAUUAAUUGAUUCAUAAUAAUACUUAUGAAACAAAUAUUGUUUAAGCAUUAUAA
Spinacia oleracea (spinach) is the source of this 1066-nucleotide messenger RNA. RefSeq lists its product as uncharacterized. Gene Ontology annotation, molecular function: ubiquitin binding; proteasome binding; polyubiquitin modification-dependent protein binding. Gene Ontology annotation, cellular component: cytosol; nucleoplasm. The transcript has a single exon. Gene Ontology annotation, biological process: proteasome-mediated ubiquitin-dependent protein catabolic process. The record is from RefSeq and is a predicted model, not a curated record. Lineage: Eukaryota; Viridiplantae; Streptophyta; Magnoliopsida; Caryophyllales; Amaranthaceae. The coding region runs from base 69 to 950 and encodes 293 amino acids.